Mercurialis annua (annual mercury) is the source of this 1850-nucleotide messenger RNA. RefSeq names its product B3 domain-containing protein At2g36080-like. The record is from RefSeq and is a predicted model, not a curated record. Gene Ontology annotation, molecular function: DNA-binding transcription factor activity; DNA binding. The coding region runs from base 170 to 1189 and encodes 339 amino acids. NCBI's taxonomy places the organism in Eukaryota, Viridiplantae, Streptophyta, Magnoliopsida, Malpighiales, Euphorbiaceae. The transcript is spliced from 3 exons.
UACCCCCUCCCUUACCCUGCUGAUUUUCUCUAUCUAGAUCUCUUUUUCUCAAUACCUUGUCAUUAUACUGCUUCCUCCAUCAAAUACUUCCCACAUCAAACCCACUUCUCUCUCUACACUUUCUCUCUCUAACCCCCACCCCUCUCCAAAAAGCCCCCAGCUUUCCAUAAUGUCCAUCAACCACUUCACCACAGAGCUUCCAGAGCCACUCUGGUGGGCUCAACACCACCACCCCCAGCUCAACCCGACUCACCCACGCUCUUCUUGGUUUGAUUCUUAUCACAAACCCUACCAGAUGUUCUCUCCGAACAACCCGUCUCUUGCUCUCAAUCUUAACCGCGAAGAAACCGCCGUCAACGAUGAGCAUUUACUCGACCGAGAUGACUCGGAAAAACAUCAAGAACCGGACGAGAUAAUUGAGAAAGAAGCGAUGUUUGAGAAGCCGUUGACGCCGAGUGAUGUGGGUAAGCUGAACCGUCUGGUGAUACCUAAACAGCAUGCUGAGAAGUACUUCCCACUCGGCGGUGACUCGGUGGAUAAGGGGCUGUUACUGAGCUUUGAAGACGAGUUGGGUAAGUGUUGGAGGUUUCGGUAUUCGUAUUGGAAUAGCAGCCAAAGCUAUGUGCUGACGAAGGGGUGGAGUCGGUAUGUUAAGGAGAAACAGCUGGAUGCUGGUGAUGUCGUUUUGUUUGAACGACAUCGUUUGGAUGGUGAGAGAUUGUUCAUAGGGUGGAGAAGAAGAGGAGAGAAUAACAGUCUUAGUAUCAGUAGUAGUGGAGGGAUGGUGCAUGGUAGUAGUGGUGGAGUGUGGAGUAGAGGAUUAUAUGGUCAGCAACAGCUGAACCAGAACCAGAACCAGGCUUAUCAACAUGGCCAUGGUUCUAGUACUUCUCAUCAUGUCCCAUAUCAACCUGACUGUGUUCAUGCAGAAUCAAUUGGGCAGAACCAAACUAUACCACUAGGGAAUUCAAAGCGGUUAAGACUAUUUGGGGUGAACUUGGAGUGCCAGCUAGACGAGUCCGAGCCAUCGACACCGGACGGUUCAUCGAUGUCGAGCCAGGGUCCGAACCAGCAGCAUCAAUUUUACACUUCACAGUACUCUCCUUAUUCAUCUUCAAAUAGCAGUCAAACUCACAUGGAUAUCACUUUCUCACGAGAUGUCAACCAAAUGAGAAAUCGUAGAGGAUAAGAUCUGUGGAUGUGACAUCUUUGGAUUUGACUUAAUUCAACACCCCUCCUCCACUUGGAAAGGUCUAAAAGAUUUUAUCAAAAAAUAUUAUUCUCCAAAAAAAAUAUCAAAAAUAUAUUUAUAUUAUAUAUAGAUACAACCUGAAUAUCAGGUGCAUAUUUGAAGCAUGAAGUGGAAAUAUGGGAGGUAGGUCCCUGAAAAAGGAUAGACAAAAGGGCAAAAUAGUGACAAAAGGUUAAUUUUCCAAAUGGGAUUUUUUUAGUUUUCAAUUCCCACGAGGAAAGAGAUCGAUUUUGAAGACAUAUUCGAACCGAUUUUUUUAGAUAAUUUUUUUAACUAUUUGAAUCGAGUUCGUUUUGGUAGGAAGACGUCGCUCAGUUAACCGUUUCGUGGUUUAAAAAAUAUAUAUUAUGAGGGUUGGGGAUUGAAAUAAAUAAUGGGGGAGGAAUCUAUUUGAGCAAGUGUGGAGAUUCUAGCAGAAGAUUUUGAUGAUGAUGAGAGUAAUGGUGGGAAGGGUAUGGUGGUAGAGUUAUGGGUUUGAAUAGAUUGAUGUAGUAAUUACCACCCACUCCUCUUUUUAUUGUUUCUUCAACAUCAUUCUAUACCAACUUGUAUUUUGAUGCUUUUUGCACAGUUUAAUACCAUGUUUCUCUUCUUUGUA